This is a messenger RNA of Paramuricea clavata, 3174 nucleotides long. NCBI's taxonomy places the organism in Eukaryota, Metazoa, Cnidaria, Anthozoa, Malacalcyonacea, Plexauridae. The record is from the annotation of a GenBank genome assembly.
CAGCAGAAAGAAGCAGUUCAACAUACUAAAGUUCCUCAGCCCGAGAAAAAAGAUAAAACAAACGAUAAUAAUAACAACGUUGUUAACAAUGAUGAUAAACAGGCCGCGGUAAGAUAAAAAUUUAAAUAUAAAAUCUUAAUUUAAAAUGUUAAUUUUAGUGAACUAACUUCAUUCUGUGUAUUUUACACAGUUAGCAACCGUUUUAAAUGUAUCUGACGGUUAAGAAACAUAAAAUAAUAAAAAUUACCAAUUAAAAUACAAUUAUCAAUAAUGCUUAAAAAUGACGCCAUAUUUACACAGCAAUAUAAUAUACUGAACUUUAGACAUCAUUUUCUCUUUGGCCUACCAUCUAAAAUCUCUUUAUUUUAGCAAUAUUUUACAGAUAAAGCACUAAACAUACUUUUAAAGUUUGUUUCCCGCUUGAGAAACGUACGAAAAAUUUUAAAUUUGAAUAUAGUCAUGCAUUUUGUAUUUAUUCCCUCCUCAGAUUCCUGGUAUGUCGGCCGCGGUUUUAGACGACGAGAACCUGGGAACGACUCGCGCGCCAACCUCGUCACCGGUCCUAAACGAUUCCACGGCUGCCAACUCGACAAUAAGCGCUGAACAGAUGCAACAGGAGGCGCUCGUGCGCUUACAGAAUCUUCAACAGCAGAUUGUGGGGGGCGAACGAAAAGACGACAGCCAACUGAAGGAGAAACAUGAAAAACGCAAAGACCAUGUGUUCUCACGAAAGGAAAAACUCGUGAACGCGUUAAAAACGCUAGACAAUAGUGACCAAAUGGUUAUAAAGGUAAUCUUGCAGUUUUUAAAGUGAGACUAACCCCAAAUAUACAGCGUGUGUAAAAAAGAGGUAGUCCAACUUUGAGAUGUUAUCGAACGUUAAUUAAUACGUUUCGAAAGUCAGAACUUACUCCCUUUUCAAAUGCCAGAACUGUCCUUUUCAAAUGCCAGAAUUCCGUUUUCAAAUGCAAAAAGUCCGUUUUCAAAUACCAGAACUUCCUUUUUAAAUGCCAGAACUCCCUUUUCAAAUGCCAGAACUCCCUUUUCAAAAGCCAGAACUCCGUUUUCAAAUGGCAUAACUCAGUUUUCAAAUGCCAGAACUCCCUUUUCAAAUGCCAAAUCUCUGUUUUCAAAUGCCAGAACUUUGUUUUCAAAUGCCAAAUCUCUGUUUUCAAAUGCCAGACCUCUGUUUUGAAAUGCUGGAACUCCUUUUUUAAAUGCCAGAACUCCCUUUUCAAAUGCCAGAACUCCUUUUCAAAUGCCAGAACUCCCUUUUCAAAUGCCAGAACUCCCUAUUCAAAUGCCAGAACUACCUUUUCAAAAGCCAGAACUCUAUUUUCAAAUGCCAGAACUCCCUUUUCAAAUGCCAGAACUCCCUUUUCAAAUGCCAGAAGUCCCUUUUCAAAUGCCAGAACCCCGUUUUCAAAUGCCAGAUAAGUCCUUUUUCAAAAGCCAGAACUCCGUUUUCAAAUGCUAAAACUCUGUUUUCAAAUGCCAGAACUCCCUUUACAAAUGGCAGAACUCCCUUUUCAAAUGCCAGAACUCCUUUUUCAAACGCCAGAACUCCGUUGCCAAAUGCCAGAACUCCCCUUUCAAAUGCCAAAACUCCGUUUUCAAAUACCAGAACUCCCUUUUCAAAUGCCAGAACUCUGUUUUCAAAUGCCAGAAUUACCUUUUUUUGAGCCAGAACUCGGUUUUCAAAUGCUAAAACUCUGUUUUCAAAUGCCAGAACUCCGUUUUUAAAUGCCAGAACCCCUUUUUCAAAAGCCAGAACUCCUUUUUCAAAUAUACUGAGAUAUAUUCCUAAAGGUAUUUUAAGAUUCUCAGAGAAUAAUAUCCAUUUUGACAUGAUAUCCAUUUUGACAACUUGUUGGUGUCACACAAUUGCAGUGUCCGAGUGUCAAUUUACUUGCAUGAUUAUUUGCCAAAAAAAUUUCAAUGCUCUCUUGCGGUCCGAGAAAGUAAAAUAUUUGUUCCAUCCCUGAAUAAUAGUAAAAGUAAAUCAUAAUGUACUAAAUACAUUUCCAUUCCCAAGGUAUACGACUCGUUGCAAGACGAAAUCAAAGCCAAGAACAAAAAAAUGAAAAACCUACAAGACGAUUUAACGCAAGCGAAAGGCGAAGUCGACGACCUACAAAUCGAAUUCGAACGCGAGCGAGAGGAUUACUUGGAGACGAUACGAAAACAAGAACGCCAAAUGGAGCUGCAGAAACUAUUGCUCGAAAAAGUACAGCCGUUAUUGCGAAGGGAUUGUAAUUAUUCGAAUUUGGAUCGCAUUAUGAGCGAAAGCAAAUGGGACGAUGAUGGGAAGGUUUGGGUGCUCCCCGAGGUAGCGGUAGAACGAACCACGUUACCAAUGCCCGGGGGUAUCGCGCCUUCCCCCCGCAAAUCUAAGACAGGGGCCUCCCCUCCUAAUGGUUACUAUCAUGAUAGCAACGAAGAGGACAAAUUUUUACAGCUUCUCAAUCGUAAAGAUAGCAGUAUAAACGCGGCGUCAUAUUUUGCUCCGAAGCGCGCGAAUCGUCUUCUAGAGUCGCAGAGUCUACGACGCCAAGAUAACAACGAGACGACGCACCAUCGGCGGUCCAGCAGCCCGUUCCAUGAAAGGGUUAGCCCGACGGAAGCCUACCCAGCUUCUACUAUGAGACCGGUCAGAUUGGAGUCCUUAAAUCCAUCUUUGGUUGGCGGUGGGAAGAAAAGUAAAAAGAAAAAGCAAUUGGAUAGCUUAUGAUUAAUAUUUGAGACGAGUAGAAUUAAAUUAUUAGUACGAUACAUGUUUGAGUUAGUAGCGUUGGAUUAUCAUCUAUCCGGAACCCCAAAUAUUAUAUCCACUGUCUCGGAAACAUGCCUCGAGGAUUUAACCAAGACAGCGGCAGCCACUUUUAAAAUAAUUUAAUUAUUAUUGACUUGUCGCUUUGACGCAGGGCAUUGGAGUUCUCGUGUAAUAAAUGAAUUGUGGUUCUAGAAUAGAAAAAAAAACACCAUCAGCAAAUGCUGCUCAACAUAUAAGUUAUGCGGACAAUUAUAGUGCAGUUUGCAUUGCCUUUAUUAAGAUGUAAAUAUACUAUAAACUUUUUGCACGUGUAAAAAUAUAUAUGCAGACGACCAUCUAACGUAGUAUAAAAAAUAACUUUUGGCACUGUCUGACAAUUGUAAAUAAAGAACACUGUUCAC